GGGAGAGGCCUGAGUGAGUGAGUGAGUGAAUAAAUGACAGAACGGAAACAGAAGGAAGCUCGAGUCCUCUGAAGCAGGCGGUCGACGUGAAUCGAGGGAAAAACCAUGGCUGUUAACAAGUGUAUCAAAUACCUUCUCUUCUUCUUCAACCUUCUUUUUUGGCUGAGCGGUUGCCUCAUCCUAGCCGUCUCCAUCUACCUGAGAGUCAGCAAGGGUGGAAACCAGAUCACCGAUCAGUACUUCCCUGCAGUCAACCUGAUGAUUGCCAUCGGCACGAUCAUCAUGGUUCUCGGCUUCCUGGGCUGCUGUGGAGCCUACAGAGAGAGCCGCUGCAUGUUGCUGCUGUUCUUCAUCUUCCUUCUCAUCAUCUUCAUCCUCCUGGUGGCAGCAGGCAUCGCAGGAGCUGUGAGCCAGAAUAAGAUGGAAGACUGGGUGAACAAGCAGUUGAAAGAUAUGUUGCCACUUGCAAAACAACCUGACACGGUGAAAAGUGACCUGAAGAAUCUGCAGAAAGAUCUCAAGUGUUGUGGUCUUGUGAACGGAAAGACAGACUGGUCUCCAGAUCCAUUCCCAGAAUCCUGUCGCUGCAACGUCACCAACAGUCCCACCCCUGUCCCCGGUGCUGAGUGUGGCUCAGAAGGUUACUACAGCACGCCCUGCUCCACCCGAAUCGUCAACCUGAUGAAGGAGAAUAUGGUGAUAGUGCUGGGAAUUGCCUUCGGCAUCGCCGUCCUGCUGAUUUUCGGCUUGGCUUUCUCCAUGGCUCUCUACUGUCAGAUCAGCAAGAAGGACGGACCUACCACCAACGCCUGAGGCACCAUCAUCUCUGCCCAAAUGUAACCACAAUAUAUCCUCUGCUAAUCUAACUCAUCCUGUGCUUUCACUGUGAAGAAGCGCACUGAGAUUAAAGCCUCUUAUACACUAGUAUGGAGUCCCAAUGGUUACCAAAAAAUAAACUCUAUAUAAUCUGUAUUUUGUGUAAAAGGCAUUAUGUUACCUGAAAUGAUAAAAUAGUUUGUGUCUGAGAAGCGGGCAGCUUUAGAAAUUACCCAGUAAAUGCAAAGUAAAUAACUGUAAUAUAAUUAACUGGUGUUGAUUUAGAAUUUCCCAAACCUUUAACUGUUAUGAGUAUGUUGGUUAUGAUUUGAUUGUGUAUUUGACGAUGUACGGAAGCCAAUUUAAGCCAAAAAUAUUUAGUCAAUAGCCAAGUUGGUGCACAAAAUAAAAAUUAGUUUCUCAUGUUCUCUUAAAA
Molecule: messenger RNA, 1252 nt
Organism: Pundamilia nyererei
Lineage: Eukaryota; Metazoa; Chordata; Actinopteri; Cichliformes; Cichlidae
Product: tetraspanin-8-like
Exons: 9
Coding region: 106-813 (235 amino acids)
Cellular component (GO): plasma membrane
Source: RefSeq, a predicted model, not a curated record